This is a messenger RNA of Meleagris gallopavo (turkey), 5072 nucleotides long. The record is from RefSeq and is a predicted model, not a curated record. NCBI's taxonomy places the organism in Eukaryota, Metazoa, Chordata, Aves, Galliformes, Phasianidae.
CCGCCCCGCAGCGCUCCCAACCCGCCGCCUCCCGCGUCCGCCGCCGUCAAACCCACAGGUGGGCUGUGCCUGCUGGGCGCCUACGCCGACAGCGACGAUGAAGAGGGGGAAGGCGCCGAAAAGCCGACACGCCCCGCCGGUGCCAACGGAAACAAUUCGACAGAUAUCGACAGCACGCUGGCCAACUUCCUGGCGGAGAUUGAUGCCAUCACGGCCCCCCCGCAGCCAGCCGAGCCCACCCCCGCUGAGACGGCGCCUGGGGGCGGCCUGAGCGGGGCGCAGGGCCUGAGGAGAGCCGGGCUUGAGAGGGUGACAGGGCCUGAGGAGGAGGAGGACAGGGCCCGGAGGAGGGCCGGACCCAGUCUGAAGGAGGGCCGGACCCGGUGUCGUUCCCCGCAGCUCCCAGCGUCCCCUCGCCGUCCGCCUUCCGCCCACUCUUCAACGACUUCGGGGCCGCCCUCAAUGGGCUAUGUGCAGGCCAUGAAACCGCCCGGCGCUCCGGGCUCGCAGAGCACCUACAGCGACCUUCUCUCUGUCAUCGAGGAGAUGGGCAGGGAGAUCCGGCCCACCUACCGCUCCCACGGCGGGCCCCCACGAUCUCGUUGUCCGGUGUCAAUGUCUCGGCUCGUGUAUCCCGGCCGCCGGAUCCGGUUUCCCCGCUGCAAUCUCACCCCGGCACUGGGGGAUCGGAUUCGGAGCCUGGAGGGAGGCCCCCAGCGCCGCGUUCCCGGAAGCCCUCUGCCCUCCCCUUGCCGAGUCUCCCCGGGGGUGAAACGGGGCCACCGCAACCCCCGGGGGCACCGGAGCGCUAGGGGGGGGCGGCGGAGCACCGAGGAGCCCCAGCUGCCCCCCACUUUCAGGCAGGACGGGAAGCAGCGCUCUGGCCCCCCCGGUCCCCAGGAUGGUGAGGAGCUGGCAGAGGCUGCGCAAUCACCACCACUGCAGAGCUACUCAGUGCUGCAUGGGCUUGUGGGGCCGGCGUGCAUCUUCCUCCGGCAGAGCAUUGCCAUCACACAACUGGACCGGGAGUUGCGGCCGGAGGAGAUUGAAGGGCUGUCCCUGGGUGUCAUCAGUCUCUCCGCGCUGUCCCCAGAGCUGAAGCAAGCCUUCAAGGAGUUUGACAAGGACCGCGAUGGCUAUAUCAGCUACAAGGACCUGGGCGAGUGCAUGCGCACCAUGGGCUACAUGCCCACCGAGAUGGAGCUCAUUGAGCUGUCUCAGCAGAUCAGCGGCAAAGUGGAUUUUGAUGACUUUGUGGAGCUGAUGGGCCCUAAGAUGCUGGCGGAGACGGCGGACAUGAUCGGGAUCAAGGAACUGCGUGACGCCUUCCGUGAGUUCGACACCAAUGGGGACGGGCAGAUCAGCAUGGCGGAGCUGCGGGAGGCCAUGCGGAAGCUGCUGGGGCAGCAGCUCAACUACCGCGAAGUGGAUGAGAUCCUCAAGGAUGUGGAUCUCAAUGGGGAUGGCCUGGUGGACUUUGAAGUUUGUGCGGAUGAUGUCGCGCUGAAGGGCCGGGAGCCGCCGCCGUGCCUUACCGGGAGGAGGAGGGGAGCGGCGGACGGCGGAGCGGAGGGCACCGCGCUGCGAGAGGCGCGGGAAGAGCUGGGGCUGAACCUGCGGGAGGAGAGCGUCUGGGGGCGGCUGCGAGGGCUGCCCGAGAGGCACGGGAUGCUUGUGGUCCCUGUGGUGGCCAACCUGGGACCCCUGGAGGACCUGACACUGUCCCCAAACCCUGACGAGGUGGCAGAGGUCUUCACACUGCCUCUAGAGCACCUCCUGCAGGAAGAAAACCAGGGCUACACCCAUUUCCGCACUGCCGGUCGCUAUGGCUACACUCUGCCUGUCUUCCUCAACGGCCCCCACCGCAUCUGGGGGCUGACAGCCAUCAUCACUGAGCUGACGCUGGAGCUGCUGGCGCCCGACUUUGCAUCGAUCUCAGCUGUCUGUGCGUCUCCCCGCACGAAGCGUGCCAUCACCUUGUUCAUCCAGUCAACACCUGGGUGGUUGACGUGGCCAGAGAUGUUGAAAAGCUUUGUCCCGGAGUUGCGCUCGCGCCCAAAGCCAGCAAACCAGGCACCACCACGCCGGCAGAUGGUGGGGGCCACAGCCACCGUCUCCACAUUGGCCACCGUGGUGGGACAGCCAAAGACUCCUGUAGGGAAUCAGAGCUGUGCCUGGUUCCCCCUCAUCUGCGUUCACUACCAGAGGUUGGUGAAGAUGCGGUCCUCAUCCUUCAAAGAGCCGAACUGCGUCUUUUUCGGCGCUGUCUGCGGGGAAGGGAGGAGCUCAGCCCGACCCCGGGCUCGGAACCGGGCUGAGCGGUCGGUUCAGCACUCACCGAGAAGCCGGCGGCGGCGGCGGGGAGGCGGCGCAGGGCCCUCAGCUGCCAGGCGGCCAUGGCGCUCCGCCGCCACCUUCAGGCGCCCCCCGCUGCGUCGCUCGGAUGUGGCGUCAUCAGAGAGCGCCGCGGCGCGCUGUGAUGACGUCACCGAAGCCGGCCGGGGAUCAGGGGGCGGGAAGUAUGACACGCAGUGCUCGCUGGCAGGAGUGGGAGAACUGGAGAUGGGUGACUGGCAGGAGGUGUGGGAUGAAAACACCGGCUGCUACUACUACUGGAACACGCAGAGCAAUGAGGUGACUUGGGAGCUGCCGCAGUAUUUGGCAGCCCAGGUGCAGGGCUUGCAGCACUACCAGGCCAGCUGUACGGCAGCGGGCACCAAUGGGAGCUUUGCAGCAGCUGCUGAGUCCUUGGUACAGGAGAAAACAGGUCCAGUAAGUGCUGCCAGACCCGGGGCUAAGCGGGAGGUGAAGAAGGAAGUAAAUGAAGGAGUGCAGGCGCUCUCCAGCAGCGAAGAGGAGAAGAAAGGGGUGGCUGCGGCCCUCCUGGCACCACUUGUGCCAGAUGUGGUGAAGGAGGAAGAGGAGCGCUGGAGGAGAAAGGUGAUUUGCAAAGAGGAAGUUGAGCCGCCCCCAGAAGAGGAGGUGAAAAUGGAGGAGAUGUCAGCUGCAUCUGAAGAGCCCAAGACGGGCAAGGAUCCCCUGGAGGACACACUGCAGGAGGAGCUGUGCAGUGUAGUGCAGUCGGGGGAGAGCGGGGAGGAGGAGGAAGAGCAAGACACGCUUGAGCUGGAGAUAGUGCUGGAGAGAAAGAAGGCAGAGCUGCGUGCUUUAGAGGAAGGAGAUGGCAGCGUUUCAGGCUCCAGCCCGCUCUCUGAUGGGAGCCAGUCAGCCUCGCAGGAUGCAACCCGCAGACUGGCCUCAAAGCGGGGGAAAUGGAAACUGUUUGCGGGAGCUGCCAGCCCUGAUUCUGCUAGUCGAGGCUCCAGCAAAACGGGCCGGGAGAGCCCAGAGGCGGGAGAAGCAGCUGUGAGCAUGGAAGCAGCUGAUGGGCCUUCAGACAAAGAGACAGAGUCUGAGGAGCCCCAGGAAAAAGUCAAAGCACAAGCAACACCAAAAAUAGAAGAGGAGGAGCAGGAUCUAAAGUUUCAGAUCGGAGAGCUCGCAAACACUCUGACUAGUAAAUUGGAGUUCCUGGGCAUCAACAGACAAUCUAUCUCCAACUUCCACAUGUUGCUGUUGCAGACAGAGACCCGCAUUGCAGACUGGCGAGAAGGUGCUCUCAAUGGAAACUACCUCAAACGCAAACUUCAAGAUGCAGCCGAACAGCUAAAACAAUACGAAAUAAACGCCACCCCUAAAGGCUGGUCCUGCCACUGGGACAGGGAGCAUAGGCGCUAUUUCUAUGUUAACGAGCACUCAGGAGAGUCGCAGUGGGAGUUCCCCGACGGAGAGGAUGAAGACGAAGGACAGCAGAGUGCCGACAGAAAAGCUGACGAUCCUCCCAAACCACCUCCCAAAGAGAAAGGAGAGCAUCCCACCGAUGCCACUGAGAGUUCAACAGGCUCCCUUUGUAAAGAAUCCUUCUCAGGCCAAGUCCCUGCUACGUCUCUCAUGCCGCUCACUCCAUUUUGGACUCUGCUUCAGUCCUCUGUCCCGGUCCUCCAACCUCCCUUGCCUUUGGAAAUGCCUCCGCCACCUCCGCCUCCACCUGACUCACCACCGCCGCCGCCGCCCCCACCACCUCCUGGAGAAGACGGCGAGAUCCAGGAAGUGGAGAUGGAAGACGAGGGGGGCGAGGAGCCGCCUGCCCCGGGGACGGAGGAAGAUGCUCUGCUCAAGCCUCUCCCGCGCCCAGCUGUCGGCAGGAACCAGGGCGCUGCUGAACCCAGCCCUGCCCUGCUACUUUCUGCCAAGCCCCAGAAACGGAAAGCUACAGAGAUGAACCCGGAGCUGAUGCAGCGAACGGCCACCAUCGGCAGCUGCCCUGUUAUCUACAGCCAGCCCUUGAUGGCCGCUAGCAAGUACCAGCCUUCGCCUGUGCCCCUCACCUCCCUGAGGCCACGCCAGCGCCUGCAGGGUGACAUGCAGAGCCGUGCCAACCUCCGCCUGCCGCCAGGACAUGCUGUCCCCCAGCCGUCCAGCAUGGCCAUACAGCCCGGCUACUUGGGUGUGACAGCACCCGCUGCACCAUCUGUCAUGAGCUACUCUGAGUGCGCCGUGCCUGCUGGCCUUGCUGCUGUGCCACCAGCCCCGGCACGCGGCUCCCUGCCUGCCACCAGCACUGCUGAGCAUCCACCUCCCCCACCUCCACCCCCGACACCUCCACCUCCCACACCCAAAGCACCACCGCCGCCAGAUAAACCUGAAAAGCCAAGGAAGGGGAGGAAGGAGAAGAGCAAGAAGGGCAAAACAAAGAUGCCAUCACUGGUGAAGAAGUGGCAGAGCAUCCAGCGGGAACUCGAUGAGGAGGAGAACUCCAGCUCCAGUGAGGAGGACCGGGAGACAACGGCGCAGAGGCGCAUUGAAGAGUGGAAGCAGCAACAGCUGCUCAGUGGCAUGGCGGAGAGGAACGCCAACUUCGAAGCGCUGCCAGAGGACUGGAGAGCACGGCUGAAGCGGAGGAAAACUGCAUCUAGCACAUGAAGCAUACAUGCGGCGCUGUUUUUUACAAUUGUACAGUUUGGAGCCCUUUAUGACUCAACUGUUGUCCAAUAAAUUGUAGCAGUUUGGGA